Nerophis lumbriciformis (worm pipefish) is the source of this 663-nucleotide messenger RNA. The record is from RefSeq and is a predicted model, not a curated record. Lineage: Eukaryota; Metazoa; Chordata; Actinopteri; Syngnathiformes; Syngnathidae.
AUGUCUGAUGGGGAAUAUGAUUACCUCAUCAAGUUCCUAGCCCUGGGCGACUCUGGGGUGGGAAAGACCAGUUUCCUCUACCAGUACACUGAUGGCAAGUUCAACUCCAAGUUCAUUACCACAGUGGGAAUCGACUUCAGAGAAAGACGAGUGACAUACAAUUCCACUGGUCCUGAUGGUUCCUCAGGUCGAAGACAGAAGAUCCACAUGCAACUGUGGGACACCGCUGGACAGGAGAGGUUUCGAAGUUUGACCACUGCCUUCUUCAGGGAUGCAAUGGGUUUCCUUCUCUUGUUUGACCUCACCAAUGAACAAAGUUUUCUCAACGUCCGAAAUUGGAUGAGCCAGUUACAGGUCCACGCCUACUGUGAGAAUCCAGAUGUGAUUCUGUGCGGCAACAAAUGCGACCUGGCCGAUCAGAGAGCCGUGAGUGAGGAGGAAGCCCGAGAGUUGGCAGAGAAGUACGGGAUCCCUUACUUUGAAACGAGCGCGGCAAACGGUCAGAACGUCAACCAGGCGGUGGACGUCCUGCUCGACCUCAUCAUGAAGAGGAUGGAACGAUGCGUGGACAAGUCCUGGAUCCCGGAUGGCACCUUCAGAACAAACGGGCACAACAACCCAGACUUGGCAGAGGCCUCGGAAGGGAGCAAGUGUGCAUGCUAA